AUGCCCAUUCAUUACUCGAUCAUUGUAGAUGUUGGAUCGGAGAAGAGUGUUGGUGAAUAUCCUAGAAAGAAGAAGGUCCGAGAGGUUGUCUUGCAGCAAGUGGUUCCGAAAUUGGCAAAAACAAAUUUUAAGAGAUUUUUAACGAGUAAUGACGCCAAUGUCUAUAUCAAAUGUAGUGGCAAGAAUUUUUAUAUUUGUUUUGCAUCUCCUGAUAUGAAACAACGUGUGUGUUGGGGAUUUUUAGAUGAAGUCGACAUGGAAUCCAUGAAAAAUGGAGUCUUUGUCGCCUCCUCCAAAUUAAAAGAUCUUCUCGCGUAUUACAACAAUCCCAUGAAUGACAAAAUUCAACGACUACAAAUGGAAAUUGACAAUGUCAAUGAAGUUCAAUCUGAGAAUAUUUCAAAAAUUUUAAAAGCUCGAACUUUGAUCGACGAUCUCGUCGGUGAUACCGAACGAUUGGAUGAUCAAGCUCAAGAGUUUAAACGGCAUACACAGAAGGCAAAAUGCUGUGCGUGUGUGAUUUGUUGA
Messenger RNA from Naegleria lovaniensis, 528 nucleotides. RefSeq lists its product as uncharacterized. NCBI's taxonomy places the organism in Eukaryota, Heterolobosea, Eutetramitea, Acrasida, Naegleriidae. The record is from RefSeq and is a predicted model, not a curated record. The transcript has 2 exons. The coding region runs from base 1 to 528 and encodes 175 amino acids.